CACCUGCCGUUUUACACUUGAGUCCAGAUCCAAAACGGACCGGACCCUGCGAUUUCAAAAAAUUUAAAAUCCUUUUGCUUCGUUCUCCUCCUCCUCCUCUCUCUCUCUCUCUGUCUCCCUCUCUCAUCACCUUCGAACGAGAAAGAACCCUAACCCUAACCCUAAAAUGUAGCCUCUUGACCGUCUUCUUUUUGUUACGGUUUCACAAUCUCGCGAUCAGGAUGUCAGCAAUGGAGCACCUCUUCACUAACAUCUUCGAUCGGAAGCGGUGGAUCGAGGACCAAUUCAAGCACCAGGUCGAUUCUUACGGUCAAUCUCUCGCAUUUAACCUUUUGGCCGAAGGUCAUCGCCCCCCGCCGUGCCUCUUGACCUCGGGAUUUGAUGAGCCCAAAGAGUUCAAUAGAGAACAGAUCCUUUCUAAGAUAUUAGACCCAUUUCCACAUGUUACUGCUCCAGCAUGCUUGUUUAAUGCCAACAGCUUCUUCACCAAAACAUGUGCUUCAAAUAAAUAUAGUGAAGUACAGGCUAAUGAUGAGUUAGUAGCUGCUGACGUCCCUCAAGUCAGCGAGCAUAAUUCUGAGAUGAUAUUACAACCUGAAGUUACUGAGAAUUCUUCCAAGUUAAGUCAACCUACUAAGUCUCGGAUGUCAACAAUAAAGCAUAAGGAACCAUAUAUCCCCCCUUUUAAGAAAGCAAAAACUUUAAGCCCGGUUGUGCAAAAUGCUCAUGAAUUCACUGGUAGAGUGACAAGGUCAAUGUCUACCUGUUCGAGUCAUGACUAUGUCAAAGAUAAAGGUCGAGCCAUUCGAUCAAGAUCUACAAAUCAGAAGUAUCAUUCUGUUGGUCAGACAUCCAAAUUAGCCGAACCUCAAAAAGGUGUCUCUUCAGUGCCAUCUGCAAAUAUCGAUAAUGAUGCACAUAACACUUCUGUAGAAAACGGCCUUUACUUGGAUUCAGCUUUCGCUGCUCCUAACAGUUCUGAGAUAACAAAUUCGCUAACUUCUAGGUUAUCUGCAAUUACCUUAUUGUCAAAAUCAGAGCAGCUUAUUGAUGGAAUUGAGGGACCUCGUCCAAAUGUGAACUCGCUUUCUACUUCUGAAGCAGAAAAUUAUGAAAUGACUGUUUGUCAUCACUCUUUACCUAGUACACAACUACAUGAGGAUAUUUUCUGCCCAUUGAGUACCAUAAGGAGAGUAGAAGCACUGAGUACCAUAAGGAGAGUAGAAGAAGCUGACAGAGAUCCAACUGAAAGUGAAAGUUUGGUGAUGCCUAAAGUGGUGGAUUCCGAAUGUGAUUCUCAUCUAGGCUUGACGGGCUUGUCAUCUUCAAAUGAAACAACAGAUCUUGGUACUUUUAUCAGCAAUGGCACAUGUCACUUGAAUAAGAGAUCAAUUGCUGCUUCUGUUAAGGAAAGUCAGACAGAUUUGGAGUCUUUUCCCACAAAGUUGAAUUCUGCAUUGAAUGAUGGAAUGGUUCCUGAAGGUUCUAAGAGUGCGAACAACAAUUCAAAACUCUGGGAGACUGAGAAGGAGGGUGUCCCUGAUACCGCAAAGACCAUACACCAGAGCAGAGAAAUUGACGUAGUUUCAAAUGAAAUGCCGGAGAAGGGAGCUCAGCUGCCAGGACAGAAAUCUGUGUGCAUAAUCCACCCAGCAUCAUCUUCAGAAGAUUGUUCCACCUUUGAAAAUGUUUUGUCUAACUCAUUACUUGAGAGAACCUGUAUAUUAAACUCCUUGGAUACAUCUGGUCAUACCUCUGCUUUUAGUUGUCUUACCAGGAAAAAUUCGUUCAGGAUUCUGUGUGCAGAGGGAGUGGAAUGUUGUGUUAAGACUAAAGAUGGGCCAAUAGACGUUGCUGUCGCUAAGCAAUCUGAAGACAGGUAUCCUGUGGGAACAGUUCAUGUUCCCUUAAACAGGAUUGAAGAAUGUGAUUCAAGUGAGAACCUUGUUCCUGAAUCUGAUAGAGCCAACAGAGCAUCAGAUGUUGACAAAGAUGUGAGGUCUGACAUAAUUGGAAACCAGGUCCGGGGAUGUCGUCCUCUCAUUCCUGUUGGUGAUGCCAGUGCUUUAUUACCUGCCACAUCACCAUGUAGAGAAAAUGCUGAAACAAUAUGUGGUUCUAGAAAACGGACGGACAUUGAGCACUGUGAUAGACCAGUGUUGUACUCUACAGAAGAAAAUAAAGUGCUUGUGGGAGCUGAAGAAAUUGAAAUUUCCACAAAAGAGAUUUCACAAAAAAUUGCCGGUGAGUCCAUAGUAUCUCCAGAAGCUUUGCAACGUCAGAAUGAGAUGCUGGAAGGUAAAAGGGAUUGUAAUGAAAUGGGAACUGUAAAAGAAAGAAUAACACCAGAUGCUGAAAAAAAGUAUGAAUCAGUGCCAAAAGCUCGGUACUUUUUGAGGAGCUCAGCCAAUAAUGACAAGCAUUAUGCUACACUAAAGUCCAACAGGAUUGAUGAUUCAAGUAGUUUGGAGCAGAACACAUGUGAUAUUACGUGGCCUAAAAGGAAAAAAAUGAAGACUCGCUCAAAUAAUGUGCUUGCUACUUCACCGAGGUCGAAAGUUAAAAAACAGAAGCACAUUUACUGCAUUUGCAGGACAAGUUUAAAUGGUACUUCAGAAUCCUGUAUUGAUUUCCAGCCUUGCAUGCCAUCUUGUGAGCUGGGAGAUAGGUUAUUCGAUGCCGCAUCAGGCCAAUUUGAAGAACAACACCAAAAUAAAAAAUGCCGGGUUGAGGGUGAUCAUGACUUGUCAGGGAAAUGCUGUGUACAAACUCCUUUGUCAAUUAAGCAUACAAAUAGACGUCUUAAUUUGGAUGAUAACUCCAGUGCAAUUGCUCAAUCUACCAUUCUUGAUGCGGAACAGAAUUAUGUUCCUCAAAGCAGACAGGAUGGUUUAGAUAGAUUCGAUCAUAGAAGCCCAAUAAAUUCUGGUGGGUUGGAAGAAUCAGUUGACAUAGGACAGAUGCAUAUCGGAGAGGCAAGCUCAUGUACAUAUGAUUCAGCAUGCUUGACUCAUCAGUAUGACAUCUGUGAGGUUGGUUUGCAGGAGACCAUGCCAGAGUUUGAAGGAUUCAGCAUCAAUGUUUCACCUACUAUGGAGGGUGAUGUUACAUUCAGUGGCUCUGAAAUUCCAAGUCUUUCAAAAGAAAGGGCUUCUUUGCUUGAACAGCUGCACAUAUCAGGAAAUAUUUUAGAGCAGUUGAACUUGAGUGAUUCUCUUCGCAUAGAUGGUAUUGUUUCGGAUCAAUUUAGGACUAUAAAAGAUGAUAAGACAACUGAUCCUUGCUGCAAUUUGAGAUCAGCAUUUGAUGGCUUUUCAUUGAGAUCACAUCCUUACAAUUAUUCAUCUUCAGAUGCUAGAUAUGCACAAGAGGCUAGGAAACCUCCUUUAACACCUCCAGUUGGAAAGCUGCAUCAAAGAAACAUCUUGAGGAAAAGUGUUGCCAGCUCAGAGGAACAGGGUUCUAACCCUGAGCUUGUGUGUUUCCGAAUUGACGAGAAUUCUACAACUACUGCAGAAGAACCUGCUUCUGAACAGGUGUUUGGUUCAAAAGAGGUCCAGACAUCGACAAAGAGAACAGCACUUGCUGAUGUAACUUCAAUGUAUCAGAACAUGCCAACUUCAGUUUCUUUGUGCAGGAAGUAUCUAGAAAGAGCUAGUCUAGAUUCUUCUUCCAUAGCACCUCUAGUGGAUAUUAAUUAUACGGAGAAUGAGAGACUUCCAUUAACUCGAAGUGUUGUGGAAAAUUCUGCUAGUUCUAUCUGUAGUUGGGUCAGUAACCCAGAUAGAUCUGGAAAAGCGAAUGAGAAAAAUAGAGGUAACACUGUUUCUGAAAAGCAGGGUAAGCCCGACAACAUUGUAUCUAAUGUAUCUUCUUUCAUACCGCUCGUUCGUGAAAAGCAACAGAAAGCAGCUCCUGAGAUGGGAAAGAGGGACAUCAAAAUUAAAGCACUAGAGGCUGCUGAAGCAGCAAAGCGUCUUGAGGAAAAAAGACAAUAUGAGCGUGAAAUGAAGAAAGCAGCAGCCAAACUUGAGAGGAUAAGAUCAGAACAGGAAAACAUGCGGCAGUUGGAACUAAAGAAAAAGCAGGAAGAUGAACUAAAGAAGAAAAAGGAAGCAGCAAUUGAAGCAAGGAAAAGGCAAAGAGAAAUGGAAAAAAAUGAGAAAGAAAGGAAGAGGCGAUGCACUGAAGAAGCGCGUAAACAACAAAGAAUUGUUGAAAGGCUACGUGUAGAGAAAGGCAAUAAAGAACUGCAAGAUAAAAAUGCAAAUGGGAAGAAACGCAAGGGAAAGGAGUUGGCAAUAAAAGCAAAGAAGCCACAUUUAGUAAAAGGAAGAGAAGUUCCUACUUAUAGGAACACCUCAGAAGCAGAACCAAGCAUCUCCAAGGUUGUGUGUGGGGACUCUUUAAAGGUCAAUACUUCUAGGGAACUGCAUGGUGAUUGUCUCGAAACAUAUGAUUCAAAUAAGGUUGUUAACAAUUCAUAUGAAUCGCAAACAACAAUUCAAGAUCGCAUGUCUGUGACCACACAAAGUCAAGGUUUACAAUCAUAUGAUAUCACUCCAUACAAAGACUCAGAUGACGAAGACGGAGAUGAAGAUUACAGGCGUAACAUGAAACACGUUCCUCCAUGGGCAAGGAAACAAUCCUUAAAUCAAAUUUUACUCUCCAACCGCCACUUGGACCCAGCUGAAAUAUUCGCACGGAAGAAUUCUUUUGAUCUCAAUGAAGUUUUGCAUCAAAGACAUCGAUGACCUGUGGCAUAAAGAUGGCAAGUGUUGCACACAGGCACUUUCAACAGAUUGUUGAUGGUCUACAUCCAUUAUUACUUUUUGAUUUUAGAAAGGCAAGAAACACUCACGAUGCUCAAGAGCUUCAUUUGGUGGAAUAUUGUCCCAUCUGGCAUGAACCUGGAAUAAAUGAAACAGUCCCAAAAUGAUUUUUCAGUGAAUUCAUAUGAGCGGUUCGUGUUGAUUCCCCAGGCAAACUUUGUGUCUCUGUAAAUAUCUAAAUGGGUUUUUCUAGUUUUCAUUGAUAUGUCUGAUCAUUUCUGUUUUAUGAAUAUCUAUAUUUCAUCAUUGGAUUUGUAUUACAUUCCUACUCAGAGUUGAGAGAUUGGGGAUAACAAGUUGAAUUCAGUAA
This is a messenger RNA of Asparagus officinalis (garden asparagus), 5142 nucleotides long. RefSeq lists its product as uncharacterized. The record is from RefSeq and is a predicted model, not a curated record. The transcript is spliced from 10 exons. The coding region runs from base 222 to 4754 and encodes 1510 amino acids. Lineage: Eukaryota; Viridiplantae; Streptophyta; Magnoliopsida; Asparagales; Asparagaceae.